GGAAAAAUGUAAGAAACGAAGUACUUGCACAAUCCAGCUGAUUACGAUAUUCCCGGAUUCCGGAAGCAUCCACUGCUGAGCAUACACAGCGACUGAUCAUUACCGAGACACAGAUCCAAUCGGAAAUAAACCCUAGCUAGAAUAGGACUACCGGAGAUAACAACAAUAGUUUUCGUCGGAACAAAUAGAAGAUGGCAGAACCAACUGUUAGGGCAGAAGAGGAAGACGAGGAAGGAGAGACAGGGAAACAGGAGAAAUCGGAGGUGGUGAGCAGGAAAGGGAAGAGGAAGGAGAGGAAGAAGAUGAAGAGGAAGCAACUGAGAAGGGAGAUUGCUGAGAAGGAGAGAGAAGACGAGGAGAGGAAAAUGAACGAUCCGGAGGAGCAGAGGAGAGUGAAGGAGAUGGAGGAGGAGGAGAGGCAGAGAAUGGAGAGGGAGAGGAUGGAAUUUAUAGAGAGAGAGAGGAAGUGGCUGGAAGAGAUGGAAAGGAAGAGGAAGGAGGAGGAAGAAGAAGAGGAAAGGAGGAAAGCCUUGGAAGAGGAAGAGUCUAAGAGAUUGCAGGUUGAAAAGGAGAAUGAAUGUAAUGAGGAUGAUGAUUGGGAAUAUGUAGAAGAGGGGCCUGCAGAAAUUAUCUGGCAAGGAAACGAGAUAAUUGUUCGGAAGAAAAGGGUCAGGGUUCCAAAGAAGAGUGCAGAUCAACAGAAUAAAAAUGAGGAUUCUGAUAGACCUACGUCAAAUCCUCUUCCUCCACAAUCUGAAGCUUUUGCUGAUUACCAAAAUGCAUCAAUGGCUUCAGCGGAACAGAUGCUUGAUAAUGUAGCUCAACAAAUACCUAAUUUUGGAACUGAACAGGAUAAAGCUCAUUGUCCUUUCCAUUUAAAGACUGGAGCUUGUCGGUUUGGCCAGCGCUGCAGCAGAGUUCAUUUUUAUCCUGAUAAAGCAUAUACGUUACUCAUGAAGAACAUGUAUAAUGGUCCUGGCCUUGCUUGGGAACAAGAUGAGGGGCUCGAGUAUACGGAUGAAGAGGUUGAGCGCAGUUAUGAAGAAUUUUAUGAGGAUGUGCACACCGAGUUAUUGAAGUAUGGGGAAAUAGUGAAUUUUAAGGUUUGUAAGAACGGUUCGUUCCACUUGCGAGGGAAUGUUUAUGUCCAAUAUAAAUCGUUGGAUUCUGCUGUACUUGCUUAUCAUUCUAUCAAUGGUCGCUACUUUGCUGGAAAACAGGUAAAAUGUGAAUUUGUUAAUGUGACAAGAUGGAAGGUUGCCAUAUGUGGAGAUUAUAUGAAGUCAAGGUUCAAGACAUGUUCCCAUGGAACGGCUUGCAAUUUUAUCCACUGUUUCCGAAAUCCAGGUGGGGACUAUGAAUGGGCUGAUUGGGAUAAACCUCCACCUAGAUAUUGGGUGAAAAGGAUGGCUGCUCUAUAUGGUUACUCUGAUAAAUCUGAAUACGAGAUGGACAAAGAAAAACUUGAGCAUAGGAGAAUGUCUAGAGUACCAGCUGAUACAGACAGGUUUCGUGCAAGAUCUAGAUCUAGGGGUGUGGAUCACUUGCUCCCUUGUUCUGGUAAAAGCAGUGACCAUGAAGAUAGGGUUCAGCAGGGCACUCACUGGCAUAGGCAUAGAGAUGAUGACCGGAAACGAGAUAGAACCCUUGAUGAAAAAUCAUGCGAAAAGGGCUAUUAUAGUAGUGAUCACAGAAGUCAUGAUUCUAAUUCUGAUGGAAGCUGGUCGGAUAGGGAUUUUAAGUUGGACAGGAAACAAAAUAAGCAUCGUAGUUAUGUGAGAAAAAGGUCAAAAGACCAACAUGAAGUGUCAGAAUGCUCUAGUGAUUGGGCUGGUGGGAAGAGUAAGCAGAGCAUCGAUGAGGCUGAUUCUGAUAGGAGCAGAAAAAGAAAAAAAGCACACCAUGCACACAACAAAAGUUCAAAAAUAUUGGAAAAAGAGGCAUUGCUGGAUGAUAAUAGAGAUAUGAAGAAUGAAUCUCAUGCAACGGAUGGAUAUAGGUCGGAUAGAGACAGAGAUAGAGAAAAAUGCAAUAGGGCAAGAAGCUCAAGACACCAGAGCAAAGCAAGGUCCACAGAUUAUCAUGGAGAUGUAACUAUUGGUACUGGUUCCAUGGAAGAGUUGUCGCACAGAGACAAAAACAAGGGCAGACUUGAUCAUCCCAUAAGGAAAAGCUCAAGACAUAAGAGCAAUUUUUCUGAUUUCACAGAUGAUCAUUGGGAUGAUAGGCACAGGACUUAUGAUUCUGAUUCCAAUGAUGAGUGGUUAGAUAAGGAAAUACAUCAUAGUCAUAAAAGGAGACGCUCAAAGAAAAUUGAACUAGAGAUUUCAGAUGAUGGAUGGGUAAUUGCAGAGAAGUUGAAAGAAAAGUCUUACUGUGAGGAGACUGAAACAGGAAAAUCUCACCUAAAAAGAAAGACAUUGGAUCGUCCUUUGAGCAGAAGCAGCCAUUCAGGCAGAGAAAGUAAUGAAACAAAUUCUCAUGAAGAGGAGUUCAAUUACGUGGACCCAUAUAAUGAAAGAUACAUGUUUGAUCAUGAUCCAAGAUACAAACCCAUUGAAGAAAUUAAUGGGCAGGACCGGUGGAAACCUGAAAGUCCUGAUAGAGAUGGAAACUCUAUUUGAAAAAUCUGUUAGCGUCAGGAGUAAUGGUUCUGGCACUCCGGGUCAAUAUGAUGGAAGAUCUAAUUAAUAGGAUGGGGCUUCUGGUUGGUUACAGAACAAUGACAUUGAAAAAGAAUGUUUGCUAAUCUGAAAAAAAAAACACUCCUUUGGAACCCCAUAGUUCUAAUAAUGAAGUUGGUGCGUUGACAAGACUGUAAAUUAAGUUGUUGGGGCUAGAUAUGUUGCAAGCUUUACCAUGAAUCCGCAUCGAAGAGUCGAGGGACAAGAUCACUAGAAAACUUGUGGACAAGUAUGCAGAUUUCGCCUGAUGAGGAGGACCCAUCUUAAAGUAUCUGGGUCAUAAAUGGCACAUGAUAACAAGGUGUGUCUUGUAAUACCAGGAUUUUAUUUUCUUGCCCUCCUUUUCUAUUUAAAUCUGAGCAAAAAGAAGAAGAGUGGCCUUGUUGCUCUAUAUUUGGAGAAUUUGGCUAUUUCAAUUUGAAGUCUGGAGGGAUAAUCUGAGUAUCUGUAAAUGUGGUCAAGUUUUGAAUGUAUAAAAAUCAUAGGUUUCCAUUUAA
Molecule: messenger RNA, 3181 nt
Organism: Manihot esculenta (cassava)
Lineage: Eukaryota; Viridiplantae; Streptophyta; Magnoliopsida; Malpighiales; Euphorbiaceae
Product: zinc finger CCCH domain-containing protein 5
Exons: 9
Coding region: 192-2624 (810 amino acids)
Biological process (GO): mRNA splicing, via spliceosome
Cellular component (GO): U2AF complex; spliceosomal complex
Molecular function (GO): metal ion binding; pre-mRNA 3'-splice site binding
Source: RefSeq, a predicted model, not a curated record